GUUUCAGAGGAUGAGGAGAUCGGAGUUCGGCUCCCCAAGUUGAUUUCUGAGUGCUUUGGAAUCCCCGGGAGAACUUAGGUGAUGUUCCGUUGGCUCUCUACAAUGUCUACUGAAAUGGCAAAGAAUAUUUUGACUGUGUCUGCAAGGACAAAACUCUUACAAACAGGGGUGUCGCUUUAUAACACCUCUCAUGGCUUCCAUGAGGAGGAAGUGAAAAAGAUACUGGAACAGUUUCCUGGUGGAUCCAUUGAUCUUCAGAAGAACCAGAACGGCAUUGGUAUACUGACUCUGAACAACCCCAGUAAAAUGAAUGCCUUCUCAGGUGUCAUGAUGCUACAACUUUUGGAAAGGGUAAUUGAAUUGGAAAAUUGGACAGAAGGGAAAGGCCUCAUUGUCCAUGGUGCAAAAAAUACCUUUUGCUCAGGAUCUGAUCUGAAUGCUGUGAAGGCACUCUCCACUCCAGAGAAAGGAGUGGCCUUAUCUAUGUUCAUGCAGAACACCUUAACAAGAUUUAUGAGACUACCAUUAAUAAGCGUUGCUCUGGUUCAAGGCUGGGCAAUGGGUGGAGGAGCAGAAUUUACUACAGCAUGUGAUUUCAGGUUAAUGACUGUGGAGAGUGUGAUCAGAUUUGUCCACAAGGAUAUGGGUAUAGUUCCAAGCUGGGGUGGUGCCAGCCGGCUGAUUGAAAUCAUUGGCAGCAGACAAGCGCUCAAAGUGUUAAGUGGCAGCCUCAAACUGGAUUCCGAGAAAGCUUUAAACAUGGGCUUAGCUGAUGAGGUCUUACAGUGCUUUGAGGAGGCUAAGGCUCUACAGGAGGCACAAGAGUGGCUAGAGCAAUUUGUCAGUGGGCCUCCGGAAGUCAUUAGAGGGUUAAAAAAGUCCGUUUGUUCAGGCAGAGAGCUACUUUUAGAGGAAGCAUUACAGAAUGAAAGAGAUGUUUUAGGAACACUGUGGGGCGGUCCUGCAAAUUUGGAGGCUGUUGCUAAGAGAGGGAAGCACACUAAGUAGUUAACUAAGUGUGGGUGGACUACAAGUUGACGCUGCAGUAAGAACAUGGAUGGAAGUGAAAUGAUAUUCCCCUGAGCAGCAGAAUUCAUUUGAGCUGACUGCUAAAGUGCUUAUUUGGUUUGGAUGAUAUUUUUCAUAUCUCAGUUUGUUCUUUUUUUAACAUUUGCUUAAAUCACUUCUACCAAUUUCUACAUUCCUACAGUAAUUCUUGUCCUAGAGCCAAAGAUCAAUAUUCAAACAGCAAAUCUAUUCUUGGGCUUAUCUUUUGUAAUAUGUUAAUUUAAAUUUUAAGGCAAAGUCUUAAACUUACUAUGCCACCAUCUCCCAAAUGCUGGUAUAUGCUAUUGUUUCUGGUCAUUUUAUUCUUUCUUAAGUUGAUGUAAUUUACAAAAGCAAAAUUAAAAACAAAAGACCUCAGUAAAUUUUUCUUAUGAAGCAAACAGAAGGGAGGAUUAGAGGUGUGUAAGAAAUACUAGUUGCUUUUUCUGCUUUGUACACUUGGAAUACUGAUGGGAAAUGGUCUUUCAUUAAAAAAAAAAAAAUGCAUCUUUGCUGAACUUGGGAGCUUUAGUUGGCCUUUUUAAGCGUAUUUCAUAUGACCUACUAAACAGUGAAAGCCACUACACAAGAGCACUGACUAGCUGUACAAAGCAGCUUUGCAUUGUUCCCUGGAAUUCUACUGUUGAUGGGGUUUAAUAAUUGAAACUAUUAAAGAUUUGUGAAGCAUCCUUAAACAUUUUCUUUUUUACCAGGUUUUUUGAAUAAUAUUUAACUUUAAUUCUUCCGUGGCUGUCUUUUAAAACUAAAUUUAAUAAACACACAUAAUUGAA
Molecule: messenger RNA, 1838 nt
Organism: Phodopus roborovskii (desert hamster)
Lineage: Eukaryota; Metazoa; Chordata; Mammalia; Rodentia; Cricetidae
Gene: Echdc1
Product: ethylmalonyl-CoA decarboxylase 1
Exons: 6
Coding region: 82-1008 (308 amino acids)
Biological process (GO): fatty acid beta-oxidation
Cellular component (GO): cytosol
Molecular function (GO): enoyl-CoA hydratase activity
Source: RefSeq, a predicted model, not a curated record